Molecule: messenger RNA, 1872 nt
Organism: Orbicella faveolata
Lineage: Eukaryota; Metazoa; Cnidaria; Anthozoa; Scleractinia; Merulinidae
Product: flocculation protein FLO11-like
Source: RefSeq, a predicted model, not a curated record
AUGAAUAUGAUUUUGCUCUCUCACACAGAAGAGAAGAAAGUGCUCGAUCAAUUUGAAGAGUAUUGUGUGAAAACCAUGAGUAAGAGACGACAGGAGGGCACUAGUUCUGGAGAUAUGAUCUCAAGUGACCUUUCCAACGUUUCCCUACAAGAUCUUCCAUCAAAAGAUGUUCAAGAAGAAAAUGGAAACAGUGGCUCUCUGGCUCCACAAGCUGCCCAUCUACUUCCAGCAGCACAUGGUGAUACUGUAGCUUCAGCAAAACCACCAAUCCCUACUGCUACAGCUCCAGAAGCCCCCCAUCUACUUCCAGUGGCACAUGCUGUUACUGUAACUUUCACAAAACCACCGAUCCCUACCACUACAGCUCCACAAGCCACCCAUCUACUUCCAGCGUCACAUAGUGAUGCUUCAACUUCAACAAAACCACUGAUCCCUACAGCUACAGCUCCACAAGCUGCCUAUCUACUUCCACCUGUACCUGGUGAUACUGUAUCUUCAACAAAAUCACCGAUCCCUACAACUCCAGCACCACAAGCAGCUCAUCUUCUUCCAGCAGCACUUGGUGAUACUGAACCUUCAACAAACCUGCCAAUCCCUACAUCUCCAGCUCUACAAGCUGCCUAUAGCUAUCAACUUCCAGCGGCACCUGAUCCAACCCUACAAGCCAGCUGCCCAGAUACAAGCAUUCCUCAAACGUGUGCUGAAUACAGUCGAGCCCUAGUGCUCAGCAGCCUUUGUUAUAUUUUGAACAACCCCCAGAGAAAUCUACAAAAGAUCGUUGCAGAAAAUAAGAAACUGGAGUCAGAGAAUACAUCCCUCAAAGAGGAACUGUCAGCCUUGAAAGGACAACUGGUAAUCAUGGCUCCAGUCUUGCUCCUCCAGUCCUUUGCUAUCCAGUAUUGUGACAUCCAGUCCCGUGCUAUCCAGUUCUGCACUAUCCAGUCCUGUGCCAUCCAUUCUGCUCUAUCCAGUCCUGUCCAGCCUGAUCAACACUUGUCAACAAAUUACUUGCCUGCUGAUGCAGCUCAGCAUGAUUCUCAGUAUCCUGCUAUUAAAGUGACCAAACCCAAACAGGCAAAAACAGUUGACAAAUCUAUUUCCAUUCAGCAUGGAAGUUCAUCAUGGAUGCCUCGAACUUGCCAUAAUAACACAGCCACAACAUGGCCUGCUCAUCAAGUGACCAAAGCCAAACAGGCAAAAACAGUUGACAAAUUGAAAUCUAUUAUGGAAGUUCAUGAUGGUCUCCAUCUCCAACUUGCCAUUGAUAGUAACACAGCCACUACAAGGCCUGUUCUUCAUCAGACAAUACCUAGGAUGCCAGCAACUGCUCACCACUGUUAUUUGUCAACUCCAUCUUGCUCCUCCAGUCCUUUGCUAUCCAGUAUUGUGACAUCCAGUUCUGCACUAUCCAGUCCUGUGCCAUCCAUUCUGCUCUAUCCAGUCCUGUCCAGUCCUGUCCAGCCUGAUCAACACUUGUCAAAAAAUUACUUGCCUGCUGAUGCAGUUCAGCAUGACUCUCAGUAUCAUGCUAUUAAAGUGACCAAAGCCAAACAGGCAAAAACAGUUGACAAAUCGAUUUCCAUUCACCAUGGAAGUUCAUCAUGGAUGCCUCGAACUUGCCAUAGUAGCACAGCCACAACAAGGCCUGCUCAUCAAGUGACCAAAGCCAAACAGGCAAAAACAGUUGACAAAUUGAAAUCUAUUAUGGACGUUCAUCAUGGUCUCCAUCUCCAACUUGCCAUUGAUAGUAACAAAGCCACUACAAGGCCUGUUCUUCAUCAGACUAUACCUAGGAUGCCAGCAACUGCUCACCACUGUUAUUUGUCAACUCCAGCAAGUCAAUUGGCAAGAUCAGUAAAUUCAAUUUCAUAA